UGGCUCAAGAUUAUCUUUUAUUUCGUUAAUUUCUUCUGGUAAUUGAGUGGUGCGUGGUGAACCAAAUAGACCAGAACCCAAGAUGAGCAGCAGCUCUUCCAUGGCUUCCCUUCUCACCCCAACCCCAACCCCAACCCCAACCAUUACACUCCAACACAAGAAAGAUCAUUUCAGGCUCAACAUAAACCCACCAUCCAGAAUUUCCAAGAGAAAUUUUGGGCGCCAUGGGCUUUGUUUUGUGACAAGAGCUAAGGUUGGAGGAGAUGUACUUGAGAAACAAUCAGUUAGUGCUGAAGACAAGAAGGAUUAUGGCCUGGUUAGUCUCCACCAUGUUGGAAUCUUGUGUGAAAACUUGGAGAGGUCGCUCGACUUUUAUCAGAACAUCCUUGGUCUUGAAAUUAAUGAGGCUAGGCCAGAUGACAAACUCCCCUAUAGGGGGGCUUGGUUAUGGGUGGGUUCUGAGAUGAUUCACCUUAUGGAGCUUCCAAACCCCGACCCUCUAACCGGAAGACCGGAGCAUGGAGGCCGUGAUAGGCACACUUGUGUUGAGAUUCGGGAUGUGUCUAAGCUGAAAGCAAUCCUUGAUGAAGCUGGUAUUCCAUACACGCUUAGUAAGUCUGGGAGGCCAGCAAUCUUUUUUCGAGAUCCAGAUGAAAAUGCUCUGGAAUUUGCACAGUUCUGAUGGUUGACAUGUUGCAGCACCCGUAGUGUUACAUUGUGAUAUUGAUAAUGCCUUCAGGGGUUCCAUUAUGUUCAGGCAAUGAUAGAGAUUAUAGAAUUUGUACAGAUAAUUAAGCAUUUGAAUGACGACUAUAAUAUAGGCUAAUGAUGUACUCAGCUAUACUAAGCGAGUAAAUAAUGUGCACCAAUGGGGGCUCAUAGACUUCCCAGACGGUCGGUUGAGAAUGACGAUCGGAAUAUAGUGCAUACAUGGUAAAGUCACAAUUCUUGAAUAGGCAUUAUACAUUGCUGCAUUAUGUGGAAACAUUGUUCUAUGGAGCAGUUCCUUCCUCUCUGUGUUUACAAUAA
Messenger RNA from Rosa chinensis, 1029 nucleotides. RefSeq lists its product as uncharacterized. The record is from RefSeq and is a predicted model, not a curated record. Bases 83 to 682 code for a protein of 199 amino acids. Lineage: Eukaryota; Viridiplantae; Streptophyta; Magnoliopsida; Rosales; Rosaceae. The transcript is spliced from 5 exons.